ACUCCUGGUGUAUUUCAAUGUGAGAGUUGUGACUAUUCUAGUAACAAUAAACACUAUCUCAAACAACAUGUUGACUUAGUACACAUAUCUGGUAGACCAUAUAAAUGUCCAUUUUGUGACUAUGCUGGAAAGAGAAACCACUCUCUACGAGAACAUUUAGUGGUGCACUCAAAUGAAAGACCUUAUGAAUGUAAUCACUGUAAUGCUACAUUUAGAAAAAAGGGACACCUUACCAACCAUGUAAAACUUCAUGCUUCCCCCAAAUUGAUAAAGUGUGCCCUUUGUACAGAUACAGAGACUCUCCUUACAGACCAGAAAAGCUACCUUGAGCAUAUGCAAUCCCUCCGUUACCGUUGUAAGUUUUGUCACUAUAGUAAUCCGAAGCCUCUACUUAUUAGAAUACACAUGCGGUUACACAAGAGCAAAAAACCCUUUGAAUGUUCUCUCUGUGACUUUGUAGCCAGAUCAAUGGAAGGUCUACAGAUGCACAUGAUACAGCACUGCAAGGUUCGUACAUAUCAGUGCAAACUCUGUCCGUCAGCAUUUAACUAUAAAAGUCAACUAAGAGCCCACAUGAGAGCACAUACAGAAAAGGAUACAUACAUCUGCGACUUUUGUGACUUUGUAACUGCUAACUUGACAGCUUACCGUCAACACACAUUGGUUCAUGUUGACAACUCGUCGUUUGCUUGUGUUAAAUGUCAAAAGAAAUACAUCGAAGAAGAACAAGGAUUGAGUUCAGAUGAAGAAACCAACCCAGCUACGAAAGAAAUGAAAUGUCCUCACUGCAGCUUCACCACUAUUGACGUAUCAGAGUUUACAUCUCAUUCUACUGCUCAUGUUGAUGAAGACUUAGUCCCUGUUCCUUUGAAGUGUGAAUUGUGUGACUUUACUGCAGUAUCUAAUCGUAGUCUGAAAUCUCACAUGAAACGACACAUAAAUGACCAAAGGUAUGUUCAGCAACCUCUUGAACAGUACAAGUGUAAUCUCUGUGGGUAUGUUUGCCACCAUCUUCCCUCUUUGAAAUCUCACAUGUGGCGCCAUGCCAGUGACCGGAAUUAC
Messenger RNA from Lottia gigantea (owl limpet), 1062 nucleotides. RefSeq lists its product as hypothetical. Gene Ontology annotation, cellular component: nucleus. The transcript has 3 exons. Gene Ontology annotation, molecular function: DNA-binding transcription factor activity, RNA polymerase II-specific; RNA polymerase II transcription regulatory region sequence-specific DNA binding. Gene Ontology annotation, biological process: regulation of transcription by RNA polymerase II. The record is from RefSeq and is a predicted model, not a curated record. NCBI's taxonomy places the organism in Eukaryota, Metazoa, Mollusca, Gastropoda, Lottiidae. The annotation marks the transcript as partial.